AAUAUAUUUGUUUCAUUUUGCAUAUCCUGUAUCUCACUGUAACAGCUCAGUCUAUCUCACAUGUUUCCAAAUAUAUUGAAAUAACUUGCCAUAAGAAUAAUGUCAUAGGAAUAUCGAUAGGCUUGAUGAUAGCAUAUUAUGUUCCAUUUUGGGCUUUCAGCAAUUUAGCAGUCAUAAAUCGACAUUUUGUCACGAGGCUGCAAUUCAGACAGCAGCACACAUCUCAGACUCUUGCUUCUUGGAGACUCCGGAGUCGGAAAAACCUGUUUAUUAUGCAGAUUCACGGACAAUGAAUUUCACCCUUCACAUAUUUCCACAAUAGGUGUCGAUUUCAAAAUGAAGACCUUAAUGAUAGAUGGAAUUAAAGUAAGGAUACAGAUAUGGGACACGGCGGGCCAGGAGAGAUACCAGACUAUAACCAAACAGUACUACAGACGCGCGCAGGGAAUCUUCCUGGUGUACGACAUCACGAGCGAGCGGUCCUUCCAGCACAUUAUGAAGUGGGCCAGUGAUGUGGAUGAGUACGCUCCUGACAAAGUGCAGAAGAUUCUCAUAGGGAACAAAUCGGACGAGGAGCAUAAGAGACAGGUGGCUACAGAGCAGGGUACCAAGCUUGCCAAAGCUUAUGGAAUGGACUUCUACGAGACAAGUGCCUUCACCAACCACAACAUCAAGGAGUCUUUCACACGGCUGGCCGAGCAGGUCCUUCAGGCUAACUGGAAAGACCUGGACGUACUGAGAGCAUCUGUGACUGACGAGCUCAACAUCGCCGCCCUGGAGGAAGAAGAAGGCAUAGGCGAUGGCCAUGGAGACUCACAAAAAGCCUGCUGGUGUUAAAAACAAAGCGGGAAAUGACAUUGCCUCCUCAUGCAAUCAAGGCCUGUUAUAUUUUUCUUUAUGGACAAACAUUUACACUGGUAUGAACAUUAGUCUCCACACUGGCUCGCUAUGACGUGUCCAGAUUGAGGUCAGCAGGGUUCGGCGCCUUGAGUUGCUCUUCCACCAGGACACCACAAACUGAAUGAACAGAGGUGCCUCUCCUGCGGUUUCUGUGGGUCUGAAACACACUCUUAGCCACCUGUACAGUGCCAUACACAAUUUAGCCCACUAGAUGGCCUCGCCUGCUUUCUAACGGCUGUGAGGGAUGCAGAGGAGUUCAAAUAUGGUGGCAGGAUUCUCAAAUCCAAGGUGAGUGGGUGUCAGAGGAUGUUCAGGUAUUAUGUAGCUGAUUCUUUGUUUGUUUUUUCUGGUCAUUUCUGCCUGGGUUUCCUUGGAUUGUUCCACUGUGGUGUGUGUGCAAGGCCUUUUGAAGAUCAGCUGUAUGCGCAGUGAGUGCUAUGAAUAAAGAUAUGACUGUUUGUUGUGGUUCCAGCUGUUUGAAAUGCUUGUGAUUAACGACUAGAUUGUCUUCAUGCCCCCACAAAACAAAACACCAACGCUUGGGGCUUUUAAUAGUAAGUUUCAGGUUGACGUUCAGAUGUGGUCUACAUGAAGAAAAAGGCAACCACACAGCAGUUUGUUUUGUGCAGCUAAUUUCACCACAGCUGUUUUAUGACUGUGCAACUCCUUCAGCUGAAACAAGGGUCACUGCAAAAUGUCCUCAGUGGAAUGUUUUAAUCAUCAAAUGCUUGUAUAGUUGCUGUUUGCAUCCUUGGCGUCAAAUAAUGCAACUUGCUGACCCAGCUUCUGUUGUAUAGCAGACAUUGAGCAUUUGCACUGCAGAUCAUCAUGCUGAGGAGAAUGUAGAAGUGGUACACAACUCAUAUCAUAUUUUUCAAGUAAUUAUAAUAAUGCACCAGUGUCAUGGAUUUUGAGUGUGUCUUGGUUUAAAUAUGUUCAGUAUGAUCAAUGGUUAAAAUAGACAUUUUAGUUCAUAUCCCCUUAAACAUUUGACUUAAAUUGAAUAUGUUAAAUCAGAAUGUUUUAGUUUAUUACAGGUUAUGUACAGUAUGGAGACCUGUUUCAGUGCAGUAAAAGCAAAAUUGACUUGGUUCUGUCUUUUAUCCAUAUCCACUAUUCCAACUUCAGUGAAGUUAAAUCUCAACUGAUCAUGGUAUAUUGCAACCAUUUCACCAGAGACUAGACCACAGAAGCAGUGAUUAUGGAACUUGCUUAGAUGCAUCUACUGAAAUGAUUCAAUGUAACCAGUGCAAACCAAGAACAGAUUAUUUGUAUGCGUGCAAGUGAUAUUAAAGUGUGUUGUAUACUGAAUGAUGUAAAAUGCUGUAGAUGCUAAUAUAUCUUUGUGUCAUUCAUUAAAAAUGUUUCUCUACACUUGUGAAAAUCUA
This is a messenger RNA of Alosa sapidissima (American shad), 2288 nucleotides long. It is a transcript of the gene rab15, whose product is annotated as RAB15, member RAS oncogene family. The transcript is spliced from 8 exons. Lineage: Eukaryota; Metazoa; Chordata; Actinopteri; Clupeiformes; Clupeidae. The record is from RefSeq and is a predicted model, not a curated record. Gene Ontology annotation, biological process: Rab protein signal transduction. Gene Ontology annotation, molecular function: GTPase activity; GTP binding. The coding region runs from base 337 to 837 and encodes 166 amino acids.